Molecule: messenger RNA, 1351 nt
Organism: Triticum dicoccoides
Lineage: Eukaryota; Viridiplantae; Streptophyta; Magnoliopsida; Poales; Poaceae
Exons: 3
Coding region: 45-464 (139 amino acids)
Source: RefSeq, a predicted model, not a curated record
CUAGAGCAGGGAGCAGAUCAGAUCCGAGGCGGCUGCCCUCCGUGAUGGCGAACUUCAGGAUGGACGACGACGACGAGUUGUUCCACCGCUACGACCCUGAGGUGUUGGCCGCCAACGACAUCGACUAUCCCCCCCGCGAUGCUAGGAUGCGCAUCAAGUGGUGGGCUUUUCUGAUGCAAGUGGAGGGUAAUUUGAGACUUACAAAUAUGUCGGUACCUUCGGCAAAGAUCAUCAGGUACCCAGAUCAAAUGGAGAAGGCAUGGGGAUGGUGGAGGCUGCUGCCGAUCUAUCAGGGCCUCGGUCCGGACAUGCCCCUCUACCGGGAGUACCUCUGCGAGUACUACCUCCGCAAUCCUCCUGAAUCUGUUGAUGACUCUGCCUGUACUCGGCACAAGUUUGUGGUCCGAUCUGCAUGGACAAAUGAGAAUGGCCGCCUCAUUCCUCUCGCCGGCAAAGUAAUCUAAUUGGAAUCUCAACUCCUGCCUGCAUCUGUUAGAUAUUUGACCCAUCUAUCAGGAAAGGUUUUAACAACCGUGGUCUGCCAAAGUAUUCAGGUUCCCAAAGAAAGCCUAUUCCCCAUCUGUUUAUGGAUUGUAGUGUAUCUUUAAUACUCCUUCCGUCCCAAAAUUCUUGUCUUAGAUUUGUCUAGAUACGGAUGUAUCUAGUUACUAAAUCUAGACAAGAAUUUUGGGACGGAGGGAGUAUUGCUCAUAUUAUUGUGUUUCAUUCAUGUGCGCUACUGAUGAUAAAUUGGUUGACUUUUCUUUUUGCAUGAUCAGUUUAUUUGUUAAUGCUCUGACUCAGCACUCAAUCUAUAGAGUUCCCAAAAGCAUCCUACUAGGUAGGCACCUAGUAGAAAGAAUUUCUAUCCUAUGAAUUCCUUCAAGGUAGUGCGUAAAUGUUGUUUGGUCUCCAUAAUACAAACUACUCAUAAACCGGCUCUUCUUCAGUUUCUGGAAUAACUGAAAGUAUUUUUGCCCUGCUUCAUUUCUAGCUCGAUUGAAUGGUCAUCCAUUCUUUAACUGCUUGCUAAUCUACUUGCUUAUAUCAAUUGCAAAACGAUGGUUUUAAGUGUCUGGAGAUGGAGGCCAAGUUCAUCGGUCUGUGUGAGAGGAACAAGAUAAAAUUAACUGACACUGAGACUGCCCUGAGCCACAAAAUCAAGCAGCACGCGCAGGACAUAGUUGAUGGAGCGUGUGAAUAUGCUGGUGCAUAUGCUGCCGCUGCUGCUUUGGUGUGUAUCUGCAAAGAGGCUGAGUUGAUGUGCGAGAGGGCUAUGUGCGGGAGAUACAACUCUGGUAUCAUGGCUUGCAUACUCUGCAAUCAGAUCAGAGAGCAUGCCAUCAGUCUU